This is a messenger RNA of Podospora anserina S mat+, 1638 nucleotides long. RefSeq lists its product as uncharacterized. The coding region runs from base 1 to 1638 and encodes 545 amino acids. The transcript has 3 exons. Gene Ontology annotation, molecular function: transmembrane transporter activity. Gene Ontology annotation, biological process: transmembrane transport. NCBI's taxonomy places the organism in Eukaryota, Fungi, Ascomycota, Sordariomycetes, Sordariales, Podosporaceae. The record is from RefSeq and is a predicted model, not a curated record.
AUGGCAUCCUCUUCGUCGUCGGUGACGGCUUUGCCGACUACACCACCCUCCCCAACACCAAAGCCAGAUAUGGAGUCCCAGACUGAUUACAACACCACCAGCAACAGCAAUCAUGUCCCUCACUGGCGUCUCGUACUGUCCCCUUCUCACCUCACGCCCGCCAUAUUGUCCCACCCCUACCCGGGAGAUGGCACAGAAUCCUCUCCCUACAUCGUCGACUUCCUCCCAGGGAAAUCCGACCCCUUCAACCCCAUGACCUACCCCAACUACAAGAAAUGGAUCAUCACGUUACUGCAGGCCGUCGCAACCCUGGCAGUGGCCUUUGCUUCCACCGCCUAUUCAGGCGGCGUUUUUGAAAUCAUCAGAUACUUCCAAGUCACGCCAACAAUGGCCACCCUGGGCAUCUCUCUCUUCGUCUUUGGCUUCGCCAUCGCCGCCGGGGCAGACACAAUCGAAACCCUCGUCAUCCUCCGCUUCUUCGCCGGAGCCUUUGGCUCAUCACCACUCACCAACUCGGGCGGCGUAGUAGCAGACAUGUUUGACGUCAACGCCGGCGUCUUCGCAAUGGCUCCCUUCCUCGGGCCCUCCAUCGGCCCCAUCGUAGGCGGCUUCGUCGGCGAAUCUUUAGGGUGGCGCUGGAUCCAAGGCCUAACAGCAAUCUUCACCGGCACCCUCUGGCUCCUCUGCCUCCUCUACGUACCCGAAACUUACGCCCCCGUCCUCCUCCAAAAACGCGCGGCAGCCCUCACCUCCCACACAGGGAAAAUCUACAUCUCCAAAAUGGACCUCCUCGACCCCUCGACCAAGUCCCAAAAAAUAAAAACAACCCUCACCCGCCCCUGGGUCUUGCUCUUCAAAGAACCAAUCGUCCUCUUCACAUCAAUCUACCUCGCCAUCGUCUACGGAACCCUCUACCUCCUCUUCGCCGCCUUCCCCAUAGUCUACCAGCUCAACCGCGGCUGGUCCCCCGGCAUCGGCGGCCUAGCCUUUGUCGGCGUGGCCGUCGGUAUGGUUUUUGCCGUCACAUACGCCAUGAUCGACAACAAAACCCGUUUCAUGCCCCUCCUCUCCUCCGGCCUCGCAACCCCCGAGUCUCGACUCCCUCCCGCGAUCGUCGGGUCUAUCUUCCUCCCUGUCGGAUUGUUCUGGUUCGCGUGGACAAACGGCCCUGAAAUCCACUGGAUGGUCUCCAUCACUGCAUCCGCUUUUUUCGCCGCGGGGCUGGUGGCCGUGUUCUUGAGUUUGUUGACGUACAUGAUCGACAGCUACACCGUCUUUGCCGCCUCGGUCCUGGCCGCGAACUCGGUGUUGAGAAGUUUGUUUGGUGCGGCGUUUCCGCUGUUUACGACGUACAUGUACCAGGACCUGGGGAUCCACUGGGCGAGUACCGUCCCGGCGUUUCUCGCUUUGGCGUGCGUGCCUUUCCCCUUGUUGUUUUGGAAGUAUGGGGCGAGGAUCAGGAAGAGGUGCAAGUACGCGAGGGAGGCCGAGGAGAUUUUGGGACGGAUGAAGAUGAGUCAUGAGAGGAAGGAGAGCAGCGGCGAGGAGGGGAAGAUGGGAGGGGGUGUGUUGAGUGAGGAUGAGACGGUGAGAGGGGAAGAGACGGCCGGGGAGGAGGAAAAAGGGGUGAAGAUGUAA